Molecule: messenger RNA, 1736 nt
Organism: Nymphaea colorata (pocket water lily)
Lineage: Eukaryota; Viridiplantae; Streptophyta; Magnoliopsida; Nymphaeales; Nymphaeaceae
Product: UDP-glycosyltransferase 88A1-like
Exons: 2
Coding region: 112-1539 (475 amino acids)
Molecular function (GO): UDP-glycosyltransferase activity
Source: RefSeq, a predicted model, not a curated record
CCAAAUGUAGGCGGUUUCAGUGGAGUCGUCGUCUGCCCUCCUCAUUUGGAGGCAAAGCCUCCGCAACAGUAAUUGUAGAGGAGAAGCAGGGAACGGUGGUCUCAGAGAGAAAUGAAGAAGCAAACUGUGGUUCUCUUCCCGUCUCCCUUGAUGGGCCACUUGAUGACCAUGGUUGAGUUCGGCAAGCUCUUGCACCUCCGCCAUGGCAUCUCCAUCACCAUCCUGGUUGCCAAACCUCCCAUCAGCGUCGGCAACUCGGCCGUCUACAUGAAGAGCGUUGCGGACUCUGGCCUCGACAUCACCUUCACCGAGCUCGGUCCCGUCGAUUUCACAGUCAAGGAAGUCGAUUACCAGACCCACGACGUCCUCUUGUUCGAAUUCUUACAUGCUUGCAGGGGCCGAGUGGUGCAAGCAUUGCAGGACAUAUCAAGAGAUUGCUUUGUCAAAGCAAUCAUCUUAGAUUUCUUCUGCUUCACCUACACGGAAGUUGCCGCCAGCUUGGGCAUACCCGCCUAUUUUUACUACAUCAGCAAUGUUGGUGCACUGGCACUGCUUCUGUACCUCAACACUCUGCAUCACCAAUAUGAUGUUGCCUCGGCUCAUGCCGAAGACAAGCUGGUUCAUGUCCCCGGCAUCCCUCCCCUCUCGCCGUCCGACCUGCCCCAUUCCCUUCGGUUCCAUGUAGGAUCUUAUGAAUGGUUUCUCAAGGUAUCGACGCAGUUCGCCAGAGCCCAGGGCAUCAUAAUUAACACUUUUGAUGCGCUCCAGCCCCACACUCUCCGAGCCCUUGCCGACGGCCUGUGCGUCCCGGAUGGGCCAGGCCCGCUGGUCUAUGCGAUCGGACCUUUGGUCAUCCCACCCGAGAAAGUUCUGCAACCUCCAGAUUGCCUCCGUUGGCUCGACUCGCAGCCAGACCACAGUGUCGUCUUCUUGUGCUUCGGCAGCUUAGGCUUGCUUUCCACAAUUCAACUAAGGGAGAUCGCGCUGGCGCUCGAGCGCAGCGGGCAGCGGUUUCUUUGGGUGGUCCGGAAUCCGACGGCUGAGUCAAAGCAAGCGUUGGUGCCCUCGGAUCCAGAUCUGGACGUUCUGCUUCCGAAAGGGUUCCUCCAAAGGACGAGUGACAAGGGAAUGGUGGUGAAGGCAUGGGCACCGCAGGUGAGGGUUCUGAACCAUGCUGCGGUUGGCGGAUUUGUGACCCACUGCGGCUGGAACUCGGUGGUGGAGAGCAUCAGCGCUGGCGUGCCAAUGGCUGCAUGGCCCUUGUAUGCAGAGCAGCCGACCAACAGUGUCUUGUUGGUGGACAUGGGGGUGGCGGUGUCCGUCAAAAAGGACCGAGAUGGUCUGGUGGGUGCGGCCGAGGUGGAGAGGUGUGUCCGGCUGUUAUUGGACUCAGAGGAGGGCAACCGGCUGAGGGAGCGAGUAAAAGCGGCAAAGGAUGCAGGAGUUUCAGCGCUCAAAGAGGGUGGCUCGUCCUCGGUGAACCUAGCCAGGUUGGUAGAUUCCUGGAAUGGUCCGGCAGGUGCGAAAGAAGGUGGCUAGCGCUUGACGCUGCACUCCAGUGUUGAUUUGGAGCCAUGUUCUUAAAAAAUAUUUGAUUUCUAAUAAUAAGGUCAAGGGCUCGUUUGGGGUCGGUAGUACCGUGAGUUGAAGAAAUAAAUUUGGUUUGGAUCUCGUGGUUGGUUGAUGAAACCAGCCGCUUGAAAUUUUGUCGUUUUUGUCAUAUCAGACUUGCUUGA